CAACAAGCGGAGGUGGAGUGUUGUCUAGUAAUGCUGCUGGCAUGUCUAGUACUACCCUUGCUGGCGGCAGCAGUAGCAGCAGCUCAUUUACCGCGGCAGGCGGGCAGAAAAGGCCGCGAGAUUCGAAUGCCUCACUAUUUUCGGCCCUCAAUGCGGAACCGGCAGCCCCCUUUUUCGCAGCAGCCCAUGCGAAAAAGCGGAAACAAGCAGAAAAAGCGGAAGCCAAGAAAAUAGCACGUUCCAAGACACCCGCGAAAAAACCGGCAUAUGCUUGUCCUGCGGCCGAAAAUGUCGCGGGGAGUGGCGAGGCCGACGAUGAUGCAAAGUUCGAUGAUGUCAUAGUAAUUGAAGACACCCAAGUUGACGAGCCCGAUGACCUGAUAGAGGAUGUGGAAGAGGAACAUGAAGAAUUGUCCAAAGGGAAAGGCAAGAGAGGAAAGUCUAGCUCUUAUCAAGCACUCGGAGCGAUGUCACCCUCAAUGCUGCCUGCAUCACCUCCCGACCUCCUCGCAGGUUGCGCUUAUUCUUCGCAGCAAUUCGAAGACUACAAUCCGUCAUGCGACGGUAGCCACCGUAACUCCGAGGACGCUGGAGAGAGCGAUGGCGGGAACUACACGCCCAUGGAUCUCUAUCAAGAAGCGCCGCUCAGUCAGGCUAGCAUGUUGCAUCGAUAUUCUUCGCUGGAGCGUCGCCGAGAGCAAGCACCUUCGGCCAUGGCGACUAGAAAAUCUUCAUCUGCAGAUACUGGUAAAGAUGUAGUGGGAGUGGGCGGGAUCGGUCUAAACGUAGACGCCGAGAAUACUCGGACGGAACUCGCUGAAGGCCGAAAUGGCACAGAACACACAGCGAGACUUACCGCUAAUACCGGAAUUGCCACACUCGGUGAACCUUCUGGAAUGAUAGGUGUGUCUAAGCAGCCGGAAACUCCUGCUGCUCCUCCUCCUGCUCCUGACGCAGAAAUUAGCAAUCCACUUGCUUGUGAUUUGAAAAGCUUGAACCUCGUGCGUGCCUUUCCUGGGCAGAAUGCAGGUGCGACGAAUACUAGUGACAACGCAGGAGCCUCGGAGGGUACUGGAACCAAACAGCUUCAAACCGAUGCUCCUGAGCCACAUGGUACAGCACACGGGCAGCCGCUUUUGGUCCCUCUUGGGCAACGACUUCAAGGAGCCGUCGCACGCCCAAACACCGCCACGACAUCACAGUUUUCAGGAGGUUUCAACUUUUUUAGAAACAAUCCAUCAACUAGCGACUCGGCCGAACCGCCGGCUAAUAUUAGAUCUUUUCUAUUUACGCCUCCAGCAUGUGGUAAUCCAGUAGGCGUGGGCACUGGAGCUCCAACGGUUUCAUCUUCAAGCAACACGAAAUGGGCGCAGCCUCAGUCUUGCUCGAACAUGCCACCACUCCGGGCACCUGCGAAUAAGUUCCCUUUAGCAAGCAACGGGGCUGUAGCAGGGGCGGGCCUUGGUAGCGUAAACAAUAGAUCGACAGCCUGCGUCCCGCCGGGACGAGUAGCAUCCGGCGUUAACACUAUAUCGAGUUCCCAGACCGCGGCAAUCACCGCUACCGCCGUAUCGAGUUCCUCAUCCAAUAUCCCCACUGGAGCAAUAAGCAGCGGUAGCACCGCAUCGAGCCUCUUACUCAAGGUUCCAAACGUCUCUUCCAAUACUAAUGUAGGUUUGCUUGUCAAUAAUCCUAUGGCAAAUUACGUCCCUUCCGGUAAUUUUUGUUUCGGCAACAACCCGGCUUCAACUUCAAGACCCGCAGCGGCGACGAGUCCCCCUUCCAAUCAAUAUGCUGGUUUUGGCAGUAGCGGUGGUGGCUUUGGAUUUGGGUGUGGCUUUCAGGCGAGUAAAAUAUCGGCUAAUAAUAUGGGCGGGUUCGUAGCGGGUUUCGGAGGUACUAAUUGGAAUUCGGUAUCGACAGGAAGCUCUGUGCCGGCUCCUUCCGGCUCUGUGGUGACCGCUUUCGGCGGCUCUUCGACGACCUGUUUUAACGGCUCCACGCCAGCCGGCUUCGGCUCUUUUCCUGGUAAAGCUCAGCCAUUUGGAUUCGGCUCGCAAGCCCCUUGUGGGCUGAAAAAAGCGCAGCCUUCGACAACAUUUUCAAAAAUACCGGGAUUAGGCUUUGGAUUCGGGUCGUCAAUGUCACAGACGAGUGGAUUUGGAGCGCCAAGCCCUAAGCCUGGUCCUUGAAAAAUAGCUCUCCCACACGUCGAUCAGAAGAAGACACAAAAAUAAUGAUUUUGAAACAAUUGCUUUUUGUUGUAUGUUUACAUUCGAUUUUGAAAACGCGCGCAUGGUCUUCCUUAUUUUUUUGUGUGGCGCGCCCCCACACGCGAGAAAUUCACCUGGCAUGUUAACACUUUCGCAACGAC
Molecule: messenger RNA, 2374 nt
Organism: Amoebophrya sp. A25
Lineage: Eukaryota; Dinophyceae; Syndiniales; Amoebophryaceae
Source: the annotation of a GenBank genome assembly